Molecule: messenger RNA, 1755 nt
Organism: Camponotus floridanus (Florida carpenter ant)
Lineage: Eukaryota; Metazoa; Arthropoda; Insecta; Hymenoptera; Formicidae
Product: probable methyltransferase-like protein 15 homolog
Exons: 2
Coding region: 370-1494 (374 amino acids)
Biological process (GO): rRNA base methylation
Molecular function (GO): rRNA (cytosine-N4-)-methyltransferase activity
Source: RefSeq, a predicted model, not a curated record
CUGUGAAUAGCAUCAUGGCUGGUAAUUACAAAACUUUUAUGAAAUUAUUGGAAUCGUGGCCUCUGGAUAAAACCAAAGUGGGCAGCGAUUUGGGACAACACAUACGUGACCAGUUAAAGAUUGCCUUUGCAAAGGGUGACGCUAGCCAACCAAAUCCAGAACAGUGUAAUCGUUAUUAUGCAAGUUUGAAAAAAAUUGCAUCGAAUCAUUAUGGGCAACUUUAUAGGCGCUCUUUAUUAAGCACUGCAAGUGGAUUGAAUAGAGAGCAGUGUAACUUAGCACUGACGCCAGAAAUGUUAGAUUAUUUAAAGGAAGAAGAGAAGGGAUUUCUUUACAAAAUUUUUGGAAAGAUUCGAAAUUUUGUAAACAAUGUUAGGAAUAAGAAUUAGACAUUUUAUAGAUAAGUUCAGUAAGAAAAGGUUUAUUGACAAAAAACAUGCAUUAUUGGCAAGUAUAGAUUUAUUAUAUUCUGUUAAUAUGAGACAAUAUAGCAAUGUCUGUCCUGAUGGAUAUUUACCUGUUAUGGCACAGGAAGUAUUAACAUAUAUGGAUUUAUCACCAGGCAAAACAUAUGUAGAUAUGACAUUUGGUGCUGGUGGACAUACCACUAAAUUUUUAGAAUAUUUAUCGGAUAUAAAGAUAUUUGCGUUAGAUAGAGAUCCUGUAGCAUACAAAUAUGCGCAACAGUUAUCACAAAAAUAUCCAGGAAAAGUAAUCCCUUUGUUAGGUACCUUCUCUGAACUACCACAAUUACUUAAACAGUAUAACAUCAAAAGAAAUAGCAUAGAUGGAUUUUUGUUCGAUUUUGGUUGUUCAUCGAUGCAAAUUGAGGAUGCGAACAGAGGUUUCUCUUUAUUAAAGAAUGGACCAUUAGAUAUGAGAAUGAAUGGAUGUUUGAAACAACCUACUGCUGCAGAUGUGUUAGAUAGAGCAACAGAGGAGGAUUUAGCUCGUAUCAUAAAAGUUUAUGGACAAGAAAAGCGUGCUAAAAAAAUUGCGCGUGCCAUUAUUGAGGCUAGAUAUAUGUUUAGGAAAUUAGAAACAACACAAGAACUGAUUCAGUUGGUUGAAUCUGUUCUAGAUGAUGAAAUUAGAACGGAUAAUCUCGACAAAUAUUCGCAUAGUGCUGUAAAAACAUUUCAAGCACUUAGAAUUUUUGUUAAUAAUGAAUUAAAUGAAAUCAAUUAUGGUAUACUUCUUGCGAAUAUAUACUUGAAAUUAUCUGGUCGUUUAAUAACUAUCUCUUUUAACUCACUCGAAGAUACUAUAAUCAAAAGACAUCUCUCUGGAAAUAUAACAGAUAAUGUUGCUAAUACUGUGGCAUUAAAAUAUGCGAAUUAUGGUAAAGUGUUUAAUACAAAUGAAUUUCAAAUAUUGACAGAAAAACCAUGGAAAAUGAUGCAUAAGCAUGUUCUAACACCUACAAGUGAAGAAAUUGAAAUAAAUCCGAAAUCACAAUCAGCGAAAUUGCGUGCCAUUAUGAAAGUAAAAUAAAUCUUUUGUAUUUUAAAAUUUGCAAUAAUUCAUUUUCUUUAUUGCUAUACAAAUCUCUUCUCUAUUGCUAUACAAAUAUGUUGAGAUUGUAUUACUUAUAGUGCAUGUAUAUGUGUGGGUGUAUAUAUUCAUAUACAAUACAUUUAUUUUAAUGGAAUGUAUAUUAUUAUCAUGUUGUAUAUAACAUCAACAAUAUAUCAUGUUGUAUAUAACAUCAACAAUAUAUCAUGUUGUAUAUAACAUCAAUAAUAUAUUAUUAUG